Molecule: messenger RNA, 1085 nt
Organism: Maniola jurtina (meadow brown)
Lineage: Eukaryota; Metazoa; Arthropoda; Insecta; Lepidoptera; Nymphalidae
Product: dual specificity protein phosphatase 22-like
Exons: 4
Coding region: 55-795 (246 amino acids)
Biological process (GO): negative regulation of MAPK cascade; protein dephosphorylation
Cellular component (GO): cytoplasm
Molecular function (GO): MAP kinase tyrosine/serine/threonine phosphatase activity; protein tyrosine/threonine phosphatase activity
Source: RefSeq, a predicted model, not a curated record
UCAGCAACAACACAGAAAAAAGAAAAAAAACUAAUAAAUAAUAAUGUAAACCAAAUGGAACUGUGGAAUGGUCUUGAUAACCUGAUCAGGGUUAUGUGGAGGAGUGCAUUGAUCAUCGCCUUCAUCAGCAUCCCGCGACGUGCCGUCUCUCUAACAGGAUUCGCGAGCUGGACGAGGAAGGCGUUGUACCACAAAAUCGACCUAUGCACUCAAACAUGCUACAACCAGAUCAUCCCUGGCCUAUAUUUGAGCAAUGCAAAAGCAGCUUGCGAUCAAAACAUUCUCAGGCGCCUAAAAAUCACACACAUCCUAACCGUUGAGUCGCGUCGCCUACCUAAAUCCACUUUCGUCAAUAGCAACAUUAGCUACCUCUUCAUCAGGGCUCAUGACUCGCCUAGCACCAACCUGCUUUCAUACUUUCCAAUGUCCAACUCUUUCAUCGAAGACGGUCUGCGUAAGGGCAACGUGCUCGUCCAUUGCCACUAUGGAGUGUCCCGAUCUGCCACCCUGAUCAUAGCUUACAUCAUGCAGAAGUAUAAAAUGUCGUUCGAGCGAGCGUAUUCGUUCGUACGACAGCGAAGAAAGUUCAUAAACCCAAACUCUGGAUUCGUCUCUCAGUUGAAAGAGUACGAGAGGCGGAACUAUGACGUGAAAGGUAUCGAAAGGUUUGAAGCCUAUAUGAACGUGAAGGCGAGGAAGCAUAGGUACAAAAUUGCGACUUUUGCAGCCAUUGCGGUGGGAUUGCUGGUGCCACUCGCUGUUCUGGCUAAUUACAUUUUUCAACAAUACUUCUGAAGAUAUAUGACGCUAUCCCUACUACGGUUGGGUGUUCUACAUUCGCCAAGUCCCGGUUAAUGUGGCCGAACCAUUAAAAAGCAAUUUAAUUCACUAAAGAUCUGAAAUCGGGCGUGAAAUCAUAACACCCACUAUAAACAGUAAAAUAUAAAUAACGUUCAUCUCCACGCAAUAUCCAGAAGGAUGAGGAAAAAUAUUAUCCUAUCAAUUACUUAUAUAUUAUAUAUAUUAUAAUAAUGAUUAAUUUUAACAAAUACAAUGUACAAAAGGAUUACAUAAAUUGUUUGUUA